Aspergillus costaricaensis CBS 115574 is the source of this 775-nucleotide messenger RNA. RefSeq lists its product as uncharacterized. NCBI's taxonomy places the organism in Eukaryota, Fungi, Ascomycota, Eurotiomycetes, Eurotiales, Aspergillaceae. Bases 1 to 756 code for a protein of 251 amino acids. The transcript is spliced from 2 exons. The record is from RefSeq and is a predicted model, not a curated record.
AUGGCCGCAGGAACGCCAAGGUGUGGUAGUAGCAACAUUGCAGGCAAGUCGAGAUCAGUCACAAACCCCGCGCCUGCAACCCGCUAUCCCAUGGCAACGAGGACCCUCACCAGUCGGAUCGACGCGCUGAUUCGUGUUCUGAAGCCAUGGCUUGUGCAGAAGUUGGGGUUGCGGAUGGGCGAGCCGCCCUCUUGCCGGAAGGUGGGCUUGCGCGUUAACGCUGAGCGAACCAGGAGGGGCCAACGCACGUCUUCGAGCCGGAGAGAUCGUGAGGAGUCAAGAAAUGAGUGCCGUCCCGGCGAUAAGGGUAUGUUGUAUAUGCAGGAUGCAUUUGUGUUUGGGAACAUUGACAGGGUAACGGAGACUUUGACUCGAGGAACCAGGCGCGAAACUUCCUGGAGGAUUUGGCUUGUUGGAUUGUUGGAGUCCCGCUGUGGACAGACAGACCAGCAAUGCUAUAUCGUAGAGCAAAGGUAUAAGAAGGAGGACGAAGACGCAGUUCAAUAUCCAUCCAAACAGCAGCAGCAGCAGCAGCAGCAGCAGCAGCACUUCACUUUCCCAAUUCUCUCCUUCACAUUGAUCACUGCCGGCCAAGCAGGCACGGCAAGCGCCUUACCCGAUCCCCUCAUCCGCAUCCUGACACUCCACACACCCUCAACUCUGCCGUGCUCCUGGCGGCCAAAGAUCGCCACCAUCCGACUCGGUGCUUUUGGAGAGAAGGCGAGGCUUUGGCGCCGAGUUGCUGAAAGGAGCUGAGCGUUUAGCCUGCUUUGGG